UAUGAUCCAUCCUCUCAUUUGCACCACAAAAAUGUCUCUUCGUGGACUGUCGUUUAAAGAAGAGAAAGGGAAUUAUACCUUAAGAUUGGAUCCAAAUCAGAUAGAAGACAUAAGGUUUCUGAGCUACUUUCCUCCACCCACGGGCAAAUCAGAGAGUGGACAGUUAGAGGAAUGGGGAGAUAGAAUUCGUUUUAUCGUUGCAGAUCUGCACAAACUUCUGCAACUGAGCCACGAGAAGUUCUGGUGUCAAGCAGUAUUUGAUGCAUCCCUUCAUAAUUUAGUAGAAACCUAUUUGAAGAAUGCUCCAAGAACCCAUGAUGUGAUUUCAUUAUGUGAUCUAACUGAGGAUUUUCAAGAACAACAUGCUGAGCUUCACAAAUUGAUCUUUAUGACUUGUCUCAGAUUUGCUACUCAUAAAGAGGAUAAAGGACACUCCAUAGCGCCAUCUGUGUUUGGUGAGAUCAUCUAUGAAAAUUACAUCUUUGACAUUCCAAAAUUGUUUGACUUGUGUGUAUUAUAUGCUGAAAAUGGGCAGAUUUUGUCAAAAAUGAUAGAAAACAUAUUUAACCAACAGCCAAAGUAUAAUGAAGACCUGUGUUGUGCAAUUCCAACGAUUUUCCAUGUAUUACAAGAGAUGAGAAAGGAAUGUGGCAUGUCUCUGCCAUCCACAGAGGGAAGUGAAUCACCAAAGAAGACAAGUAAUGUCAGUACAGAAGAGAUAACUAUAAGUACACCUGAACUACAAGAUCUCAUCUUUUAUCUAGCAGAUAUUGGAAGAACACUUUCUAGUUUUUUGGAUGUCUACCCACCAGCAUCACACAUUUUUCAUGAAGAAUGCUUCAUAGGGAAAAUUUCAGAGGCGUAUGAUUUGGUACCAGCACUGUUAGCUGUUAUAAAAAACAGGGAAUUUGAGAGCUACACGCAAAAGAAGCUGUUGCGGAGAAAACUGGCACAAGCCAAGAAGUUCUUGAUGUUAACUGUUCAUUUGAUUAUAACUCACUGCUAUUUAAACCCCAUUCUUGAAAACAGUGGCUCUUCAGAUGAACACGUCGAGGGAUUCAUUCAGACACUUUCUGGCUUGCUUAAUGAACGACGGUUCCUGGCAGACUUUGAAAGUUGUCAUCCUUUUCAAGACUAUGCAGACAUUUUAACUCAGUGUCCAUGUGACAUUGAUGAAAAAAGGAUCCAGUACAUUCAGGAGGCCUUUAGCUCUGCCUUUGCCACCUAUGGAAAGAGGAAGAAACCCACUGGUGCCACCACAAGAGGUGGAAGGACCUCCCCAGAUGGAUCCCCGGGGCCGAUGGAAGAGGAUAUUGCUGGUGGCACUGUACCCAUGCCCAUCCAACAACCAGCAAAUAACACAGAAAAUUAUGACUUUAUGGGAGCUUGCGCUCCAAGGAAAACAGGUGUAGAGUUGGACUCCUUGAUAGCAGCAGUAAAAGAUUUGUUACCUGACUUAGGAGAAGGAUUUAUAGAGCUGUGUUUAGAGGAGUAUGGAUAUGACAUUGAAAAAGUCAUCAAUUCUGUCCUUGAAGAUAAACUGCCACCAUCACUUGAAGAUUUAGACAGAAGCAUGGCUAGACAGCAAUAUGAACAGUCUGAAGACUUAGUCAUUUCACAGAGAGCUAAUGUAUUUGAUCAUGAUGAAUUUGAUGUAUUCAGCAGGGAUAAAGUUGACAUGUCAAAGGUUUACAAAGGGAAGAAAGGAAAGACCGAUACUGUGGACCUGGAUAAAAAUGACAUGGCUUCAUUGAAUCCAAAAUUGGCAGAGAAGUAUGGAUACGAAAUGGUAGAAGUAGAAGAUGAGCUGUAUGAUGAUGAAUAUGAUGACACUUAUGAUACAAUUAAUGUUGGUGCUGACGAUGCAGAUUCGGCUGAUGAAUUGUCCCAACGGAGGCAGUUUACAGUUCCAAGAGUGUUGCAACAAAAACAAGACGUUGUAACCGAUAGCGAUGAAAGUUCAGAGGAAUUGUUCGAGGAAACCCCAGUGAAAGAUGAGUUUGUUCCUAAUCCAGCUUUGAUUCGCCAGAGAGCCGAGGAGAGAGCUCAGUGGAAAGCUCAACGAAGGACUCAAGGUCAGAGGUCAAACUUCAAAGGUCAACAACAUGAACAAGAGAAAAAAUAUGAUGUCAAAGGUGAACCAAAGGGUCGUGGGCAGUCAGACGAAGUAUUGAAAAAUAGAGCUUGGAAAGAAAAGCACAAGUCCAGUCGAGCUAAUCAUAAUCGAAGAUAUUUUUCAGACAAGAAGAGAAUGGGAUUUGGUGGCCCACCAAAAUGAUUCCUGAAAACUGUUCUGUGCAAAUUUUGAGAAAUAUUUAUUAAAACUUUAAAAAUGAAUGCUUUCAACUUUGUAUUCUUACGCAGUAUAGUAUUAUAACUUAACUUACUACAAAGGGACACUUGAAGUGUUUUAAGAUUUUAGAGAAUGUUAAAGCUAAGUUAAUGUACAUGUAGUUGUAAGAAGAGGCUCAUUGGCCUUGAUCUGAUGAGAAACCUAGUCAUUCAGCAAGAGUUCUAAUGUGGCCUGACAGUCAUACUAUGUAUGCUUAUUUUUUCUGACUCCUUCAAUUUGAACAAGAAAAUUUAGAGAAAUUGUGGUCCCUUGCUUUUGGGGUCUUAAUUUGUUGGAUGCGGCAAUGAUUUAUGGCUUAAUUAAUGUAACUGUUAGUCCAGUCAAUGAUUUUUAAACAUAAUAAAUUGUUUUGUUAUAAAUAAACUCUGGAAUGUAUAAAAAUAUGUGAAGUAAAAUAAAUCUUACAAAAUUGGAAGAGAGGAAA
Saccostrea echinata is the source of this 2777-nucleotide messenger RNA. RefSeq names its product activating signal cointegrator 1 complex subunit 2-like. Gene Ontology annotation, biological process: regulation of DNA-templated transcription. Gene Ontology annotation, molecular function: ubiquitin binding. The record is from RefSeq and is a predicted model, not a curated record. Bases 2 to 2278 code for a protein of 758 amino acids. NCBI's taxonomy places the organism in Eukaryota, Metazoa, Mollusca, Bivalvia, Ostreida, Ostreidae. The transcript has a single exon.